GUCAUUGUUUUGUUGCCUUCUGACUUUAACGAGUAGUACGUCUGUCAGAAAUCCAAACGUAGAGGAAUAUGCUUCUUUCCAUUGCAACUUCAACUAAGCUUCACAAUUUCUGUUUCAACUCACUUCAACUUCAACUAAGCUUCACAAUUUCUCACAAUAAUUCAGAAACUAUCUUGCUGUGUAGUGUUGUGUAGUGUGAUGGGUUGGAGAUGUAGCUGUGUUGUCGUUGUCUUAGUAACUCUAAUGCUUCUUCUGCCAUUUAUGGUUUCUUCAGCUUCUAUUGUCAAAAACCUUCCUGGUUUUGAUGGGGAUCUUCCAUUCAAGCUUGAAACUGGAUACAUAGGAGUGGGAGAAGAAGCAAAGGUGCAAAUAUUUUACUAUUUUGUGGAGUCUCAAAGAAAUCCUUUCAUUGAUCCAAUUUUACUUUGGUUCAUUGGUGGUCCUGGAUGCUCUGCCCUUUCAGCGUUCUUUCUUGAAAAUGGACCUUUAAGAAUGGAUGACAAUUACAGUGGGAACCUUCCAAAGCUUAAAUUGAAUCCAUAUGGUUGGACACAUAUGUUGAAUAUGAUAUACAUAGAUAUGCCAGUAGGGACUGGAUUUUCUUACUCAGAAACACAAGAAGGCUACUAUGGCAGUGCCACACUUUGGGUGGAACAUUCAUAUACUUUUUUACAAAGGUGGUUUCUUGAUCAUCCAAACUUUAGCUUGAAUCCAUUUUACAUUGGUUGUGGCUCAUAUUCAGGAAUACCUACUGGUCCUCUUGUUCAAAAAGUAUAUGAAGGAUACAUAGCAAAAGCUGUGCCACACAUAAACAUCAAAGGUUAUGUGAUUGCAAGCCCAGCCUUUGACACAUAUCACUAUAUCGACACGAGAAUUUUAUAUGCAUACCAUAUGACUCUAAUAUCAAAAGAACUCUAUGAGUCAUUGGAAGAAAAUUGUAAGGGUAAUUAUGCAAACAUCGAUCCAGAUAACACUAAGUGUCUCUCAGAUUAUCAAGAUUAUUCUCAGAUAGUUAGGUAUAUAAACGAACCACAAAUUUUAGAACCUCUCUGUAUCACUACACCUGGUGUGAACCAAGUAAUUCAACAACCAGUUCAAGAUGAUCAAGAAUUACGGUGUAGAAGUUAUUACAAUAUUCUUCUUAACACAUGGGCAAACGAUGAAAAUGUGCGGAAAGCCCUUCAUGUCAGAGAGGGAACAAAAGGGGAGUUCUUGAUAUGCAACAGGACUGAUUUGGCAUACACACACGAUCUAACCAAUGUGGUAGAAUAUUAUCUCAAUCUCACACAUGCCAACCUCCAAGCUCUCGUUUAUUGUUCUGAUCUUGACAUGUCAAUACCCCACAUUGAUACACAAUUUUGGAUCAAGUCAUUCAACAUGAGCAUACAUGACAAAUGGCGUGCAUGGUUUGUCGAAGGUCAAGUGGCCGGAUUCACAGAAAUCUACAAAAUGAAAGCAGACCACUACUUAACAUAUGUGACCGUGAAGGGUGCUGGACAUGUGGCCCAUAGAUAUAAGCCCAAGGAAGUUUAUAAUAUGAUCAAGAGGUGGUUUUCAUUUUCUCUUAUCUAAUAUCUAAUUGUGGUUUGAUACGAUUGAGUAUAAUAAUGUUUGUAUAACUUGUAGUUAUCAAUUGAGUUGUACUUACGUUAUAAUAUAGUUAAAAUACUCGAGUUUACUUUCUAUGCUAAUG
Molecule: messenger RNA, 1693 nt
Organism: Trifolium pratense (red clover)
Lineage: Eukaryota; Viridiplantae; Streptophyta; Magnoliopsida; Fabales; Fabaceae
Product: serine carboxypeptidase-like 7
Exons: 14
Coding region: 199-1572 (457 amino acids)
Biological process (GO): secondary metabolic process; proteolysis
Molecular function (GO): serine-type carboxypeptidase activity; acyltransferase activity, transferring groups other than amino-acyl groups
Source: RefSeq, a predicted model, not a curated record